Molecule: messenger RNA, 2899 nt
Organism: Paramuricea clavata
Lineage: Eukaryota; Metazoa; Cnidaria; Anthozoa; Malacalcyonacea; Plexauridae
Source: the annotation of a GenBank genome assembly
AUGCAAGCAAGAAAGAGUCGUUCUCACGACAAAAUAACAGCGAAUGAUUCGUAUUUCUCUGGCGACGAAAGCCAACCAAGCAACCAUGGGAAAGCAAGGAAUUUGUGUAAGUAUUCACUAAACUAAAAGUUAAACAACUACCUGUUGAUGUGAGGCUAAGCUUGACAGAACAUGAGCUACAUGCUUGCUUGACUUAAUCCCAGCUUGGGACUCCUGAAAUCUGGUCCAGUGUAGGUAGUAUUCUACAGUAAGCUGCUGGAAAAAAACAGUCUUAAAUCAGAGAAGAUCCUUUGUCUGAAGGCUAGUGAGAUUUCAAGUACUUUUAAUCUUCUCUGGCAGUUGAGACACAAACCAGAACAGCCGUAAGUAAAAUCUUUAACGGCAUUUAAGAACUUUUAUGAUUGAAUUAUUUCAGCUUCACGUCGGCGUCGUUCUACAAAAGAGCACAACAAACGUAACUUACUCGCGAAGCAAAAUCAAACUGCAGAAACUUUACAAUGGUAAGUGGACGAAAUGGUGUUGAUGGUCCGUAAUGGUUAACGUAUGUGUCUUUUAUCUCUGUGACCAGAUUUGUGAGAAGAUUUGAGAAGAGUACAAGUACUCCGUUUUCUUCCUGGUCAACAAAGGAUGACUCUAAAGGCUGCAUUCCAGUUACGCGUUUUUCAUACGUGCGUACACGCACGUAAAAGUUGAAAUACAUAUAAAUAUGUUAAAAUACACAAGUAAAAUCAUACACAAAACUGAAUGUUGUCCUUUUAUAAAUUUAGUUAUUUCAAAAGUAGGAUGUAAAGCGAAUUCAACUUUUACGUGCGUAUGAAAAACGCGUAACUGGAAUGCAGCCUUUACUGAACUUCUAGGAAGAACAGUUUAGAACUGAUAGAGCUAUCCAGUAUAAACGAAGUUAGUUUAGUUGAGGUUUCCUCCUGUAGUAACACUGGAUCAAUAAGCUAGAGAUGAUUCUUACUGGACCUCUAGGAAGAACAGUUUAGAACUGAUAGAGCUAUCCAGUAUAAAUAACGUUAGUUUCGUUUAGGUUUUCUCCUGUAGUAACACUGGAUUAAUAAGAGAUGAUCCUUACUGGAGAUGAUCCUUACUCUAGGAAGAACAGUUCAGAACUGAUAGAGUUAUGAAUUGAAUUGAAUUUGAAUUGAAUUUAUUAAAAACUUGAAUGGCAGUUUACAAAGAAACUGAAAAACUCAAGUAACAAAUAUUAAAAUAAAAUAGUUAGAUUAGAAUAUAUAAAAAUAUAUGUACAAUACAAAUUUAUGCAUUAUUGUGUUAAGUUAUUAAAUUGGAAUAGUUCAAGGCAAGUCCCAUUUCCGUACGCAGGUUGGUAAAAAACUGUCAUAAAAUCUACUUGUACGUGUUUUAAAAAGUGGAAUGUUUCUAGCAUUUCUAAGGUUAUAUGAAUAAGAUUUCUUUCUAGGUAAAAGGUCAGAAGUUUUACUUGAAGUGCCAAAACUGUUCUCGUAAAACCGUUUACACAAGGAAACCCUCCGAUCAACAAGAGUGGGCAGAUUGAGUUCGUUCAAACCGUCUUUAUACGAUAAAUCAGGAUAGAUAAUUUUCAGAGCCCGGCGUUGAAUUUGUUCAAUUUGGUCGCACAAAAAUACAGGCAAUGAAAAAUGCCACACGGGGCAGGCAUACUCUAGCACAGGUCGUAUGAAGCUACAGUAUACAUUUCUAAGAUCCCACACUUCAACGCCGUUUCGUUUCAAUAUUCGAAUUGCAAAUAGACGUUUACUGGCUUUGGAACAUAUGUGGUCAAUAUGCGUCGUCCACUUUAAAUCAGCAGACAAGUACACUCCCAGAAGCUUAACAGUGUGGACAACUUCGAGAUGUUGAUUGUCUAUAGAUAAAGCAGGGAACGAAUGUGGGGCGCUAGACAGAGAUAUAUUGAAUUCUUUAGUUUUUGUGACAUUUAAUUUCAUAUUAUUCUUAACCGACCAUUGAUUUAUGUAGUCGAUCUCACGUUGUAAACUGGAUGACUGCAAGUCAAAUGAUUUAAUGAUUUCAGUAACCGCACAGUCGUCAACAUAUUUGUACAAUGGUGCAUUACAUCUCAGAUCGUUCACCAUAAUAAGAAAAAACAAAGGGCCUAAUUUGGUUCCCUGAGGCACCCCAGCUGCGAUUUGUUUCCAACUUGAUUUGUGAGUUCCCACUUUAACACGUUGUUGUCUUUCUUGGAGAAAGCUCGAGCACCAGUUUAAAAGCACCGGAGGGACCCCAAGGAUCAAUAGUUUAUGCAUGAGAAUGUUGUGAUCAAUUCGAUCGAAGGCUUUUGCAAAAUCGAUUAAACAAGUUCUGAUCAUCGUGUUUGGUGCUUCCAGGGCAGAAAGCCAAUAAUGAACUAAGUGUACAAGGGCAUGUGUAGUAGACGAUCUUUUGACACUUCCAAACUGGUAUGGAUCGAUAUGUGGCAUUACAAUAGGGGCAAGCCAACUAAACACAAAACUUUCGAGAAUUUUGCUUAGAACAGUAGUUAAAGAAAUCGGUCUGAGAUCAGAUUCGAUAGAUUUUGGUUGAGUGAUCUUUCCAAGUGGCAAUACAUCUGCUGAUUUCCAUAGUUUAGGGACUUCGCCAUUCCUAAUCGACGCGUUAAAAAUGGAACAAACUGGCUGACUUAAAUUAACUGCGCAACUUUUCAGCAGCCAAUUCAGCCAAUUAUUCAGUGAUAAAGUUAGUUUAGUUUAUGUUUUACACCACAACCGCCAGACGUUAGAUCAUGAUUGUUUCUUGUUGUUUUCUGAAGGUUAUCGGAGAACUACGAGCUGAUCCAAGGUGUUUGUGUCCCGAGAUGCGUGCUGUAUACUCACUACCUGGACUUUUGCAAGAAGAGAAAGUUUUCCGCUGUUGGUCCAGCGACAUUUGGCAAAGUAAAGAAACCUAGAGCUGUAGC